This is a messenger RNA of Clonostachys rhizophaga, 258 nucleotides long. The record is from the annotation of a GenBank genome assembly. Lineage: Eukaryota; Fungi; Ascomycota; Sordariomycetes; Hypocreales; Bionectriaceae.
AUGGUUUCCUUCAUGGGGCCUCCUCCUAAGGCCUUUCUUGAACGAACCCCGAUGUGUCGCAACUACCGAGACGUUGAAGAGCACCUCUUUGGCACGCGGGAGACACAGCUUGAAGGCAGAGACCACGAGAUGAUCUUGAAUUAUGCCGAGGACUUUAGACUUGCAGAGAGCCCAGCACGCCACCUCUACCAUAUUCAAGGGUUUCCGUGGCUUCAGCUCGAGCCGUCACUUCACCUAGCGAUCUACAUAGACGACUAA